AUGAGAAGCUUCCGCGAACUCCUCCAGCAGGUGGAGGAAUGUCAUGAUGCUGAGGUUGCAAGGCUCCGCGACUAUUGCGCGGAGCUGGAACAGCACAUGGACGCCAGUCCUUCCAACCGCCGUCGUCGCGGUCAGGAAGCCCAUGGCAGCUCUUUGCUGGGGAGUAUGGUCCGAUGCCCGUGCUGGACCGCGGUGCCCAUUCCGCUGCCUCCGCCGAGCCUCCGAAUUGACAGGGCCAAUGCCCAAGGCAUGUCGCCACCGUUUCGGGAGGAGCCGAAGGAGGCCGUCAACGCAGAAGCAUCGGCGCUGUCAGCACAAACAGACCUCCUGGAGCCC
Symbiodinium sp. CCMP2456 is the source of this 336-nucleotide messenger RNA. Lineage: Eukaryota; Dinophyceae; Suessiales; Symbiodiniaceae. The record is from the annotation of a GenBank genome assembly.